Messenger RNA from Meriones unguiculatus (Mongolian gerbil), 9033 nucleotides. It is a transcript of the gene Slc7a11, whose product is annotated as solute carrier family 7 member 11. Gene Ontology annotation, cellular component: membrane. The coding region runs from base 361 to 1869 and encodes 502 amino acids. NCBI's taxonomy places the organism in Eukaryota, Metazoa, Chordata, Mammalia, Rodentia, Muridae. The transcript is spliced from 12 exons. The record is from RefSeq and is a predicted model, not a curated record. Gene Ontology annotation, biological process: amino acid transmembrane transport. Gene Ontology annotation, molecular function: L-amino acid transmembrane transporter activity.
UCAUCACGCAGCCCAGUAAGUUGGUGUGACAGGCGGUAGCAUAAAUACGAGCCCACGAGGAAGCUGAGCUGGUGUAAUGAUAGGGCAGCAGCGGCGGCGGCAGCAAAUUGACUGCUCCCGGAGCCUGAGCCUCACAGGUGCUCCCGAGGAGUUAAGAGGAGUAAUUAGAUAGCCAGGAAGGUGACAUACACCUCUGAGUCUCCACCUGUGGACACAACACUGCCGAGCCAGUCAGUGAAAGCAAAGAGGAACAGUCACCAGUCACAAUCUUGAGAAACAAGUUGAAAGUUUGUUUGUUUAUCUUCCCCCCUGUUGUUGUUUUUUUUUUUUUCCACCCUCCUUCUCUGGUGGGACAGUGCCAUGGUCAGAAAGCCAGUUGUGGCCACCAUCUCCAAAGGAGGCUACCUGCAGGGCAAUGUGAGCGGGAGGCUGCCCCCCGUGGGAGACCAAGAGCCACCAGGGCAGGAGAAGGUGGUUCUGAAAAAGAAGAUCACUUUGCUGAGGGGGGUCUCCAUCAUCAUCGGCACCGUCAUCGGAUCGGGCAUCUUCAUCUCCCCCAAGGGCAUACUCCAGAACACAGGCAGCGUGGGCAUGUCACUGGUUUUCUGGUCUGCCUGUGGAGUACUGUCACUUUUUGGGGCCUUGUCCUAUGCCGAGUUGGGUACGAGCAUAAAGAAAUCUGGUGGCCAUUACACAUACAUUCUGGAGGUCUUUGGUCCUUUACUAGCUUUUGUCCGAGUCUGGGUGGAACUGCUCAUAAUACGCCCUGGAGCUACUGCUGUGAUAUCCCUGGCAUUUGGACGCUACAUUCUGGAGCCCUUUUUCAUUCAUUGUGAAAUUCCUGAACUUGCAAUCAAGCUUGUAACAGCUGUGGGCAUCACUGUGGUGAUGGUCCUGAAUAGCGUGAGUGUCAGCUGGAGUGCCCGGAUCCAGAUUUUCCUAACCUUUUGCAAGCUCACAGCAAUUCUGAUAAUUAUAGUCCCUGGAGUUAUACAGCUAAUUAAAGGGCACACACAAAAUUUUAAAGAUGCAUUUUCAGGAAGAGAUACAAAUCUAAUGGGGUUGCCCUUGGCUUUUUAUUAUGGGAUGUAUGCAUAUGCUGGCUGGUUUUACCUCAACUUUAUUACUGAAGAAGUAGAGAAUCCUGAAAAAAACAUCCCCCUUGCAAUCUGCAUAUCCAUGGCCAUCAUCACAGUUGGCUAUGUGCUAACAAACGUGGCCUAUUUUACAACCAUUAGUGCCGAGGAGCUGUUGCAGUCCAGCGCUGUGGCGGUGACCUUCGCUGAGCGGCUGCUGGGAAAUUUCUCAUUAGCAGUCCCGAUCUUUGUUGCCCUCUCCUGCUUCGGCUCCAUGAACGGUGGCGUGUUCGCUGUCUCCAGGUUAUUCUAUGUUGCAUCUCGAGAAGGGCACCUUCCGGAAAUCCUCUCCAUGAUUCAUGUCCACAAGCACACUCCUCUGCCAGCUGUUAUUGUUUUGCUUCCUUUGACGAUGAUAAUGCUCUUCUCUGGGGACCUCUAUAGUCUUCUAAAUUUCCUCAGUUUUGCCAGGUGGCUUUUUAUGGGGCUGGCAGUUGCCGGACUGAUUUAUCUUCGAUACAAACGCCCAGAUAUGCAUCGUCCUUUCAAGGUGCCCCUGUUCAUCCCGGCACUGUUCUCCUUCACCUGUCUCUUCAUGGUUGUCCUCUCCCUUUACUCGGACCCAUUUAGCACCGGGGUCGGCUUCCUCAUCACGUUGACCGGGGUCCCUGCAUACUACAUCUUCAUCAUAUGGGACAAGAAACCCCAGUGGUUCAGACAGUUGUCAGACAGGAUAACCAGAACAUUACAGAUAAUACUAGAAGUUGUACCAGAAGACUCUAAAGAAUUAUGAACUUAAUGCAUCAAAAUCUUGGCCAUCUGCCCAGGACUGAGAUACAAAGUGGAUCUUUAUUUCAAGAAAACACAAUGUUGGUGAUGGACUAAAGGAAUCAGUUAUUUCUAUUCAUAUCCUCUAGUGUAUUCAAAUUAAUUUCCGAGCAAUUUACUGGUAACUCCAUGUAUUUGUAGCAAGCUAAUAUGCAAAUCAGACAGUGAGGCAAGCUCACAGUUCUUGAGUCUGGUGCCCACUGUUGAUGUAAGGGGAAAAGAGCAACGGCAUUGACAACUGUGAUGUCAUUCUCUACAACAUUUCUUAUCAUGACUGAGAACCUUCAGUAGAAGACCAAAAUGUUUUCUGUAUAUAUGGAGUUUGUAAACAUAGCUUUAUCUACUAGGGACAUCUAUACUGUGAAAAGUAUUUUUUAUUUUUUCUGAAAAAAAUAUCAUUAUUUUGGAAAGGGGGGCAGAAAUAACUUUAUUUUACAUUGACCUUAGAUUGUUUUCCCUUAGUGACCAACAUGGCUGUCACUUAUCUUUCAAUGCCUUAUCCUCAGAGCAUCAGAACAAAAGAUGGGGGAUUACUGUGUGUGUGUGUGUGUGUGUGUGUGUGUGUGUGUGUGUAUCAGGAGAUAAAACUCAGGGCUUUGCAAAAGCCAGGCAAGCACUCUACCAUUGAGAUACAUCCACAUACCCUAAUUUUCUUGAAUGCAUUAAAGAAGAGUUUCUAGGGAGUAUUAUUUCUGAGGCAAACCUAGGAACUAUGUUUGAAUAAAAGUUAUGGGGAAUUUGUAAGGUUAAAUACAUUUCCACUCAUUGUCAGGAAGUUUAGUGUUUGGAAUGUCACUUUGUUUUCAUUGUGGUUUUUUUUUUAAUGAAAAUGUGUACAGUUUGGUAUGACAUCCACUGAUGAACCACCUCUUUGGUAAUUCUUGAUGAAUAAAACUGUUUUAACCAUCACAACAUCAGCAUAGGAGAAAUUGUCCAUAAGACUCCAAAUAUCGGACUUUAUCUCUAAAAACCACAUUUAUAUGCAGUGUUAGUACUUCUAAUCACUUUUUCUUUUACUUUGUGGUUAUUUUUACUUGACAAUGAUUUUUGAUAGUGUGUGCAUUCCCUUUACAGUUCUCUUCAAAUAUGUUUCUAGAUAAAACUACCUGGAUCAGUUAGGAAAAGCACAGAUUUACCUAAAAACUAUGAAAGAAAUGUCAUUGCUUAGGAGGACUUUCAGAUGAUCUUUGGAAAAGUGUUUACUUCUAAAUCUAGGCUGUUGCCAUCAUUUCUUAUUUUUGUUCGAAUGCAACUUGCAUAAGAGGUAACUGCGAACCAACCUACUGAGGAGAGCCUUCAGUACAGUUCUUCAACUACAUGCUGUUAAGUCAGAUGUAGAAAACGCUAGACAGUUGUCAAAUGGGAUUAAUGUAACAGUGAGAUUUUUUAAAACUCUUAUUUUUAAUAUCCAAAGACUAAAUGCUCAGCAUAGCCACAGUAAAUUUUAUAUCUUACUUUCUGACCACUUGAAAGUAAGGUGGUUUAAAAACAUUAUCCCAAUUAAUAAAACAAUUGAGUUCAUAAAUUAUUGCCCAAAGUAGAAAUGAUGAUUUUAAUUUUGAACAAUUUAGCAUUUUUCUCUUUCUCUUUCUUUCGUUUUCUUUCUUUCUCCUUUUUUUUUUUGUUUUGUUUUUGGUUAAAGGCCAAACCAAGUGUUAUUUCCUAGGUGAAUUGCAAUUCCUUCUGUUUUUACUAACAUGGGCUUUUCAAAACCUAGUCUAGUCUCUAGAACCAAUAUAGUGUUCAUCUGUUGACAUCUAUCUCUAGCAGAUGUUGCUAGAGGUGCAUAUUUUAUACUGUUAUUUUUAUACUAGACCCAUGAGAUUUAUUAAGGCAGGACCUUCUGCUUAGUUAUGAAGUGGAGUGAAGCCACGGAGAAGGUUUUGUGUCCUUUGUUUUUCUUGAGGCUAAUGCAUUCCCUGGCUAGUUGGUUUCAUUGUGUUAUUUGCACUUGCUUGUCUUUCCUUGGGCAAGCUAGUCAGGAUAUACUUUAUCAUCCCUCCUCUUUGUUUCUAAAAUUGUUUUAUGUUAUUAAAUUUAUUAUGCCAUUGUAAUAUCAUUUUAACCAAGCAUAAAAAAAUAGUAUUUCUGCUUAUUCUGAAGUUAUACCAUUAGAGAAAAACAGUGUUUCUUUAAUCAUGAAAUUCAUGUUUAUAAUUGUUGUAGUGAGAGCAUAUAAAACUUUUAUUCAGAAAUACCCCUGCACACCUGUAAUGUGUGUUUUUAUACAAGGACAUUUUUCUCAUAUUUUAGAUUAAUGUAUGUAUAUACACAUGCGAUCACGUGUUAAUGUUUGUGUUGGUGUACAUACUUGAAUGCUUACAUGAAAACAUGAUUUGAUUACUAUAACACAAAGCUAAAUGCAGUCUAAACGGUUUAAGAUAUACACUAUUUUAUUUUCAAAUAUUCUUUGUUUAGUACACAAAGCCUCAAAUAUGCAACUUUUAAAGCAUCGAGUAAAGAUUUCCAAAGGUUAGGUACAAUUUUAUUCUCCUCACACACUUAUAAAUAUUUCCGGUGACUGACAUUCUAACAAUGCUAUUUUGUCUCUUCUUUUAAAGCCUUACACUCCCCCCUUUGAUUCCAAGUGACCCUUACAAAAGGUGGGUUUGCUCAGCACGCAGCAGGUCCUGCGUGUGUCUUUCAUCAGGAGAUUGAACAUUUGUCCUAGCAAACAUGGCUGUGUCCAGCUCCACUUGGAAGAUCAGGAGCGCAUACCCACAGUCAGGGCAUGUUUGCUCCCCAGCCCUGUGGACGCGGGUCAGGACAGCGGGCUGGGUCAGUUAUCCACACUCUGCAGUUUCUACAACAGCAACGUAUGCAUGUAAAAACAUUCUGUUUUUCAGAUUGCCUUAUGUGUCUGCUUAGAUUGUUUCCUCAAUUGCCUUUUGAACAGCAGCAGAUGGUUUCCAUGAAGCUGGUUCCCUAACAGAAUUCCACAUAAGCUGGGAUCAGCCCUUGGCAAUCUCCUUUAGCAUCUCAAUUUACAGGUGAAUGAGAUGCUAAGAAAGUGAGCUUCUCUUACCUUACAACUGAGGUGGUCAGGGGACUAACAAGUGGAGGGAGCCUUUGGUUUGUAGUAACCACGGUUCACCAUCUUACAGCAAAGUCAGAGAACUAUCAGUGCUUGUCUCUUGAAUGUAAAUGAUAACGCUUUGAAGCUAAUUAAGCAGGAGCCUUCUUACCUCUGGUGCACCCAACCUCCUUCAAAGGUUCUGUACCUAGCCCUUCUUUAAAGGAAGACCAGGGAUUGAGGCUGGAGAGAUGGCUCGGCUUCUAAAAAACACUCACUACUCUUGCAGAGGACUUGAAUUCAAUUCCUAGCACCCACAUGGUGGCUCACAAUCAUGCAUAACUAUAGUUCCAGGGGAUCCAUCACCCUUUCCUGAACUCUGUAUGAACAAGGCAUACACAUGGUGCACCAUAUACAUACAGACACCCCCCCCACAGAUAAUAAAUGAAUGUGAAUUUUUUAAAGACCAGGAAAAUUGCAUAUUCUUUUAACACCAUAAUAUCUAUAUUUUCUUUUUUAAUAAUGUCAAAAUAGUUCCCAUUGUUUUUUCCAUUAAAGGUAAUCAUGGAAUAUUUGCAAAACAUUUUUAAAUAUUUAAAUACCAUAUUAAUUGAAGUAUAAUAUAAAAUCUAUUAGUGGCUUCCUCAUAAGGUCUAUAUGCUAUAGAAGGCAAUGGUUUCAGUUGUAAUUAUGUUGUCAAUAACAGAAAAACAAUGAAUAAGUUUUUAUUUGUAUCUUCUCUUUUAUUAUUUUGGAGAGAAGUGGGUGUGAGAUUCCAAUGAAAAUGACUCAAGAAACUUAUUUUAUUUGAAUAUCAUUUGCUUCUUAACACACUCUGUGUCGGUGCUCAUAGAGUACAGGGUGAUGUUUUAUAUCCUUAAUCAUUCAAGUCAGGUAUUAAGUCGUGGCAUUGUAGAAUAGCAAAAAGAUUGUGGAGGAUGUAAACUGGAGAAGAUAAUGACUCAUUUGCAUAGCUUCUGUUUACAUCAUAUAUGGGGAAAAGAAUUAUUGCUUGCAUAUGUAGCUUAGUUAAAUUUUCCCACAAACAGUAUUUCAGAAGUCUAUCUCCAUGCAUUUAAUAGCUGAAAGUGUGACCUCUAGGUGGGCCAUUGAUUGUUAAUAUUGUACUUUAAAAUAGGUGAUUUAAUAGCCAAUUUUACAAGCAAUCCUUUAUUUUCUUGAAUUUUCCAAUUAUUUGAUAUCUAAAAAUAAAUGCUUUAUCUGUUUUUAUGUCACACAACUGGUGCAAAAGCAUAUGUUACGGGCACAUAGAAAGUUUAGCUGUUUAUUUUAUGAGACAUUGUCCUUCUUUACCAACUCAUGACAACACAGUUACUCUUUUCUUUUAUUCUUUUUUUUCUUUACCAUUUCUGUUUCAUUUACAUAAAGUAACAGUUCCCUGUGUUUCUGUUUUUGACACUUUGCCUUCAAGGUGGUAACUAUAGAAAGACUCACUUCCCAGGAUUUUCUUAGGGAAAAGAAAAAUCUGCCUCUCUCUCCUCUUCCUUACUUCCAGUUGGCAUGAAAUGCAGAAGGUGGUUUCAGCCGCCAGAUAGCUCCUUGCUACAUGUGUAUGUUUCAGGCUGUUUGGAUCAAAGGUAGUUUUAUAGUAUCAGCAACUGUCCACACAGUUCUAUGGACAUUGAUUUCAAAAAGCCAGUUUCUCGUUAUGCGUACGAGAGCCAUUUGUUUGGCUGCAGCAACUCAAAAGUAAACACAUUCGCCCCACGUUAGUCCAUACACUACUGAUUUUUAAAGUGAAUAAAUUAUUGGUUAGAAGACCUGCUUGCUAUGUCCUUGUUACCUCUUGAUAAAGCCACUACAGGGAGUGUUGAAGACCAGGGAGAGAGGGAGAAAAAGAAUUCUCAGUUAUCUCUUUUGCAGUAGUAACUGUAUUUUGGGUACUGCAUGUGAUGGUAUUUUCACAGCAUCUUAUGGGAAAACAUGUUAGGUCUUUAGAUGUUACAGCUAUAAGUGGGUUGUGCAUGGCCAGACCUCAUAUAGUUUUACUAAAGACACUUAAUAAACAGAGACUCAGAACUACAUUAUAACCUACAAGGACACAAGAUAUUGUGAGUUUCUGCUCCUGAUAUUGAUGGGUCUUGUUUCAAAGACUUCAGCAGUUAAUCUAUUCCUAUAAUUUCUCCAUCACUCUACUUACUCAAUAAUAUAAUAAAAUGUCAUCUUAAAGUAGAAAAGUACUUUGGGGAAAUAAAAGAAGCACAUUAUUUUCAGUGGCUGGAUGUUUAUAAUAGGAGAAAUUACAUUAAAUUACUUUGCGUUGUAAUUAUUUCAGAUACCAUGACUAGUAUCAGUAGCACUUUUCAUUACUCUGAAAACAAUAAAAAAUCCUGUAUCAUUAUACCUGUAUUUACCUAUAUUUACGUAGAUAUAUCACAGUGAUUGUUUCACAAACCACCAGCAUUUUCUUAUGAUUCUGAGCAACUGAACCAUCUUGAGAAACUUGUUAGCCAACCGUUUUUAUCUAAGUAUUUCAUUACGGCUGCUGUAAAAACUGCAACUAAAUUUUUAACUAGGUUCUUCUUGAUAUUAUCCAUGUUCAGAGAGCUUCACUCCUAAGAAUUUCCUAGAGCCAGUAGUGACAACAUCUGCUUCACUUCUAAAGCUUGUAUAUUUUGAACACAGACAUUGGCCCCGAAUUUUUUUUUUUUUUUUUCUGUCAAUGGGCUUCAGCACAAUGGUAAUGAAGGUCAGUAAUGUUUUCAUCAUGUGGGAAUUUUACAAGCAUAAGCAUCAGAUAUGUUUCCUACUGGUGCUGAACAGAAUAAAAAAUAUGUAGCUAUGUUUCACUAAUGUGCUGGUGGCUUGUGGCUUUAUAUUAAGCACGUUUUAGAGAAUGAAUGCACAGCAACUGGAUGGCUGGAGAACUUAAUUUGUCUUCCCUCUCUGGUAAGACUCGAACCCUGGAUUUCACAGAAUGGAGCUGUUAUUGUAGUGAGACUUACAUGGUAGUUAUGCACUGGGAAAGGAAGGUUUUAGUUAUUAAUUCAGAAUUCAGUCAGUCCCUGCAUGCCUCUUUCUAUUAGUAUAUCUGAUUUACUUUGUGAAAAUGUGAGUUUGUAAGUUUUGUCUAAGCAUUUAGUAUACUAACUUUUUCUGUCAAGGACUGGAAACAUUCAUAGAUGUGCUGGUAUGUUCAUAUUAGCAUAUUGGGCACUGAAGAUAAACAUAGUUAGGUUUCCUUUCAUUCUUCUGCAGACAUCAUUAACUGGUUCUGGUGGGAUCACUUUAGCCCAGGGGUCGUCGGGUCACACUUGGGGCCAUGUCGGCAACUGUCCUCUAACCUGUGCUCCGGUUAUAAUUUACAGACAUUCUAAGCCCUGUGUUGCUUCUAGACUGUGUUCCUUAUGACCUUGGGACAUUCUCCACAUUGCAGGAGCAUGAUAGUUUUGUUCUGGUGAGCUCAAUUCAGGACUAGAAACGCGCUGCUGAGACACAGUGGUUCCAGAUGCUCUCUGUGUUCUUCAGCUCUGGCAGAGUUCCUUACCCCGGUUUUGGGAGCCUAACCCAGGUGAAGGUGACGCUUUUCUCCAACUUCACCCUAUAUGUCACAUUACAUGAGGUGGUAGAUACCUAGAGGGCAAGGUGGCUUUGCUACAAAGAUGCUGAAGGAUGAGUUGUGAGUGAGCAGUAUGGAGGAAUCUGUGUCUGAAUUCCUUGGCACUGCUGUACCAACAUGUGGUGUGUGAGAUAAAGUGGGUUCUUCUACAGCUAAAUGGCUUCCCUCUGGGGAGAGCUCGGCUGUGGCAAACUCAUUGCUAGAUUGUGUUUGUGGGCUGUUUGUGUGAGUGGGAAGGCACAGUGAAACAAGUGUGCUUUCUGGUGGAAAUGUUUCUUGUUCAUCUUUUCAGUUGGAAUGCAUUUUGGUGCAGUAUGACAUCACCCCAAUUUGCAUUAUUGACUUAUAUUUGGGUUGUAUUUGUGGAGCUGCCCACUUGUUAUGCCUCUCACUGCUUCCAUUUUUAUAUGUCUGUCUUGAACAUGUUUUUACUUGAAAAUGCUUUAAAUGGACAUUUGGAUAGAUAUUUGACAGUUUACAUAUUAAAUGUCAUGUUUUGCUCCUUUUUCUGAUAAUAAAUACUGCUUCAAACCACA